AACACUUCCGGGUCCACGUCUGUUUACAAUAUUACACAAUUGCAUAUUACAAAAUUUUAAAAAAUUAACUACCUCUAGCAGUAGCACCUAUCGUUCGUAUUAGCAAAAAUAAGAUGUUGACCCUGGUUGUCAUUUUAGUUCGAUAAUAGUCUUUGUUCGAUGGUAUUUUAUCAAUUGGGUAAAUAUUUUACUUGGACUUAUUAGUAGUAACUUAGUUGACUUCACAUGACUUAGCUACCUUUUUACUAACCUAACUUACUUACUAUACUAUUACUAGUUUAGUAAGUUUAGUUACUCUAAGUUACUACUCAUAAAAUUUAGUCUGUGUGUUCACUAUACUAUGCCUGACAUUAAUGACAAUAUAAGCUGUCACGUCACCACGACUGUGUGUGUCGUGUUUUUUAAGGGAACUUACUAAGCCUAAAAUUUACGUUUUGAAUACAUAUUUAAUUAUUUAAUAACAUCAAUGUCAUUUGUCCUAAAUUUAAAUUAAGCUAUUAAAUUAUUAAAUAAUGGCUUGUUAGCUCAUUAUAGAUGUCUAUUAUAACAAAUUGAUUAGUAAAAAAGCCUCUCUAACUUUGGAUUUGAGCUGCCUACUUCAAAAUAAAUUCACACUUGAAUAGUUAAUAGGCUAUUAUUUUAUUACACAAAAUAAAUUGAUAAUGACAAUAGUCUAAUAUAUCACAGAUUGUAACAAGUGACUAUAUUAUAUUAGCCUAGUUAAUAUGCCAAUUAAUACUAUUAUUCUUUUCUUCUUCUGUCUAUUUUUACUGUGGACUUGUCACUGGGAGGUAUAGUUGCCGGAUGAUAGUGUAAGUGAUGCCUGCUGGAGGUCAUGUAGUUGAUUUUUAGUGUGUCCUUAACCCUCUUGGGAGAGCUGGGCCAAUGUAUGGGGUUAAAUGGUGAAAAGGACAAAUGGUUGAUCCAUCAGCCCAAUAAUUUAAGCCUCGAGAUAAUGAGAUUGUUUCUCCCAUUUCUUGCUCAUCUAAACAUUUUAAUGGCAUCUUCCAUUGAUAUUUUAUGGUAUUCUGUCAUUAAAUCAAUUUUUUUUACAUAGUGAUCCCUAAAAAUGUUUUAAAUAUAUGUGACCUUGAAAUAUGUCAAACGCAUAAGCAGCUUUAAGGGAACAUUUUAUGUAGUCUUUCACUCUACAUCUCAUUCAAAUAUUUAAAAUUUCGGCUUCCAUCCAUCCCUGUGGCGCUACAGCCCAUGUAGGGCUUUGGCCUGCCUCACCACUUCCUUCGGCUCAGACUUAACUAAUGCCUUUCUUUUCCAUGCUUGGACUUUCAGCUGCUGUAGAUCUUUUCCUACAUCAUCUAUCCACCUAAGCCUAGGUCUGCCUUUGAGACUUUUUCCUCUGGGGUAUUGAUGAUACACCCUCUUCGUUCCGCUGUCAUUUGGCAUUCUCUCUAGGUGUCCUGCCCAGCGUAGGCUGCCUCUUUUUAUUUCUGCCACUAUCGUGGGAUCCUGAUAUAGACUGUAUAAUUCCUGGUUGGUUCGUAUUCUCCAUCCAUAUUCAUCCUUUGUUGGUCCAUAUAUUUUCCUGAGAACUUUCCUCUCCCAUGUGUUAAUAGGUUUUCUGCUGUUUUUGUUAGGGUCCAUGUUUCACUUGCAUAUGUUACAACUGGUCUGAUCACAGUUUUAUAAAUAGUUUUCUUUGUUUCUCUUGUAAUGUAUAUACAUUUGAGUAUUUUCUGACUACUGAAGUAUGCCCUGUUUCCGGCUGAUAUUCUUUCUUUUAUUUCUGUUAGUAAUUCGUUUCUUUCAUUUAACAAGAAUCCUAGGUAUUUGAAUUGAUUUACUUUUUCAAAAGUUUGGUUUCUAAUUUUAAUUGUUUCAUCUGUUUGUUCCUCUCUUAUCAUGGUUAUGUAUUUUGUUUUUUUGUUGUUAACUUCCAGCACUGCUUAUAGAGAUGCGUCUUCUAAUUCAAUAAAGGAUUUUUGGUAUGUCUUUUAUACUUUUCCCUAGAAGUGCUAUGUCAUCAGCAUAUGGAAGAUACUGAAGUGGUUGGUUGUAGAGUGUGCCCGUUGGUUGUGGGUCUCGAGUUUCCCUCAGAAAGUAUCCUGUUAUUGUUCCUCGGGUGUCAAUGUGUAUGUUUCUAAUAACUCUCUCUAAUGUUAGGUUAAAGAGCAUACAAGACCGUAAGUCUCCCUGUCUUAGGCCUCGUCUAAUAUGAAAUUCCCUUGAAUAUUCUCCUUGACUCUUGAUUUUGCUUUUUGAGUUGUUCAGUGUUACAUGUAUUAGUCUUGUCAGUUUGUUGGGUAUCCCAAACUCCUGCAGAGUCUCAUAUAAAUAGUUUCUUUUGAUGCUGUCAUAGGCCAUUUUAUAGUCCACUUAGAGUUGAUGUACUGGUAUAUUAUAUUCAUAGCAUUUCUCUAAUAGGCAUCUGAUGGUGAAAAUCUGAUCAGUUGUUGAUCUGUUAGGUCUGAAUCCACAUUGGUAAUCACCUAGUAUUUCUUCAGUGUAAGGUUGUAGUCUUUUGGCAAUAAGCUUCGUCAGUAUUUUGUAUGUAACAUUUAAUAGGGAGAUUCCUCUGUAGUUUGUGCACUGAAGUUUGGAGCCUUUCUUGUGUAUUGGCGUUAUUAAUGCUGUUUCCCAUUCUGUUGGGAUUUUCUCUUCUUGCCAAAUUUUAGUUAUAAGUUUAUGUAUCUGAUUGUGUAGUUCUUUUCCUCCAUAUUUAAUCAGUUCUGCUGUGAUACGGUCUUGUCCGGGGGCUUUGUGAUUUUUCAUGUAAUUAAUUACCUCUUUGGUUUCUUCUAGGGUUGGCCAUUGUAUAAAAGGGUCUGGUCCUCCCUGUGGGGGUUGAUAAUCUUCUUCUUGUCUAUUGUCUGCAUUCAGUAUGUCCUCAAAAUAUUCAGCCCACCUCUCCAGUACUUUAAUAUUUUCCGUGAUUAAUUCUCCAUUGUGGCUCUCACACAUUUACGGUCCGGCUUGGUAUCCAUUCUUUUCAUCUUUUAUCUUCAUGUACAUUCCUCUUUAUUUCCCUCUCUUGAUACAUCUUCCAUUUCCUUUAGUUUAUCCUUUUCCCAUUCCCUCUUUUUCUUCCUACACAUUUUUGUUGCUUUCCUUCUGGCUUCCUUGUAUGUUUGUGUUGUCUUUCUGGUUUCCCAUUGUAACUUGAUCAUUCGUGCUUUGUUUCUUUCUUCCACAGUCUCUCUGCAUUCAUUGUCGAACCAGCCUACUCUAUUGUUAGCUUGCUGAAAUCCCACUACUUUUUCUGCUGAUCUUUUAAUGGCAUUUUUUUUCCUAUCCCACUGAUCAUUUAUGUUGUUUUCCCCAUUUACUUCCUCCUGCAAUGCUUCUAAUUGUGCUUCUACUUCAUUCAGGUAAGCUUUUGCAGUUAAUGGGUCUUUGGGCAGUUUUUGGUAAUCGUAUUGUUUGUCUCUUUCAUUACGACCAUUGUGAACUAAGCGUAUCCUCUGCCUAUAUUUCACCCUUACAAGUAGAUGGUCCAAGUCCACAUCUGCUCCUCUAAGGCUUCUCACAUCUAAUAUAUCUGAUCCAUUUUCUCCAAUCAAUUAAAACAUGAUCGAUUUGAUUGCGGGUGAUUCUAUCUGGUGAGUUCCAUGUAACUUUAUGUAUAUUUUUGUGCAGAAACUUGGUGCUGCUAACUGACAUCCCUUUUCCUACCGCAAAGUCUAUGAGUCGGAUGCCAUUGUCAUUGGAUUCUUCGUGCAGACUUUCCUUGCCAAUAGUUGGCAUGAACACCUUUUCUUUUCCUAUUUUGGCAUUGAAGUCUCCAAUCACUAUUUUAAUAUCAUGUCGUGGUGCCUCUUCGUAGAUCUUUUCCAGUGUCUCAUAAAAGGAUUCUUUAUCCUUCUCUUCUGUGGCUUCCGUUGGAGCAUGCACAUUUAUGAGUGUUAUCUUAAACAUUUUUCCUCGCACCCGCAAAGAACACAAUCUUUCGUUUUCUGUUUUGAAGCCUAUGACUGCACUGACCGCUUCUUUUUUCACAGCAAAUCCUGUUACUAGUGUGUUGGUGUUGCUACCACUAUAAAAUAUGGUGUAUUCUUUUGUUUUGAGGAUGUCUGAAUUUUUCCAUCGAAUUUCUUGCAAUGCAGCAAUAGAUAUUUUAUAAUUGUCCAGCUGAUUUACAAGGUUGGCUAAGGCCCCUGCUCUAAACAAGCUUAGUAUAUUCCAAGUCCCAAUCCAAAAAUCAUGUCCAUAACCAACCAUGCAUAGGUCGAUUUUUGGUAUCAGUCCGGGUUUUGUUCAGUUGCUUGGCUUUCGUAACGUUAAUUUUUUUACGUGGCCGGGUUGUUAACCCUGCGCACAACCGUCUGAAGGGUUGCCCCUUACAGCUCUCUGGAUAGCUGCCUUAGUUUUUGGGUAAGGUUCCCUUGCCUUUGUGGAUCCCUCCACUUCCUACGAGGCAGUAGGUUCUGAUUUUGGUCCGCCCCAGGUAUUUUAUUUCCCUGGUACACUCCAUAUCUGGUGGGCUUUCCCCUAUCCGCCACUUGGGGAGGCGCUCGAUGGAAGAUCAGUAUCUCCGCACGAGAAAAUUUAGGCUUCAGCAAUCAUAAAAUGUGACAUAAUUCUGCAAGUAAGACGGGUUUAUUCUAAGUGUAAAAAAAAAGCGAAAUAAUGUCCAAAUUAGUGUUAAAAAUGCAAAAUAAUGUCCAAAUUAUAGUACAAGACAAUACUCCAACAUAGAUGAAUCAUAUUUCAAAUUAUGUUUUUUAACUAUUACUUAGUAACUCUAGAUGAAUAUUUUUUAAAUGUUCGGUUUUCUUAAUAGCACACCCUGUCCCAAUUGUAUCACCUAAUAUUAUUUUUAGCUAGUCCGACAGAAAAGGGUAAUAUUUAUGAUUGUCAUAAUUUUUUUUUUGCAAUCAGCAUAUGAUCAAAUUAUAAGCAAUGUGAGCACGUUCUUAGAGCCCUAAUAGAAAGGAAGGGCAGAGUAACUGGCAACUGGACCAACAUUUGAAACAUCUAAUUUAAUUUUAUUUUAAAUUUUAUUACAACCAAACAAACUACCAGCCAUUGACUUUAUAUGCAUCCCAUUUAGUCACAAGUUCAAUUAAAACUGUUAAAGUAGAUUUAUUACUUUUUCUCCAUUAAAAUAAUAAAACUGAAAAAAAAUUAUGUCCUUCUUAGGAUUUGACAGCAUGAUAUGGCAAGCCCAGUGAAGAAUCCAGAUCCAAGUUUUGACAAGCUUUCGAAUGAUUUUCUACAUUGCCCUUUAUGCUUUGAACAGUUUAAAAAUCCCAAGGUUUUGCCAUGUCAGCACACUUUUUGUCUCUCGUGUUUGAGAGCUUAUGUAUCAGUUCGUGGUUUUGAUGCUACAAUCCCAUGCCCCAUGUGUAAAGAAUUGGUGUUGAUUCCCGACAAUGAUGUGGCCAAUCUCAAAAAUAACUUCAUGAUUGUCAGCUUAUUACAAUUUGUCCAGGAUUCAAAAUUAAAUCUUCGAGAAAGGCACACGACUCAAAAUCAAGUCAAAGUAUCAUGCCAGGAUGGGGCUCUAUCUUCAACUGUUCCUGCAUUAUGUGGGGCUUGCAAUGAGUCAGGGAGUCUUGACAGCUUUUGUCAACUGUGUUCAAGAUGGCUGUGCAAAAUAUGUACGAAAUCACACAGCCGUAUACCAUUGACUGCUGAUCACCCAUUGCUGAGUAUGAAAGAGGUGGACACGCAGUGCAAAGGAAUGGUGGAUGUGGGUGAAAAGGCAGUGACAGAGCUGCAACUAGCCAACAUGGAGAGCCAAGACUUUCUUAUCUCUCAAAUACAGGAUUUACCCGACAACGCCAGCCUCGUGCAACAUCGCAUCAAUGCUGCCGCCAAAGAGGCACACCAGGUUGUUCAAGAGAAGGCCGAUGAUUUGACACAGCAGUUGCAACAGUUUAUGUGUAAGCAAGAACAAUACUUAUCAGAGAAGCUGGACGUCAUCAAUGAAAGAAAAGAUGAUUUGGAACACUUGCAAAAUCUCCUCACCAAUGUUAAAAUUUCAAAUGAUGGAUAUGAAAAUCAGAAGGCCAUAAAAACUGUUGAGAGUUUUCUGAACAGCUCGUCCAAGUCAACAUUUUCACCACAGUCCCACAAUUCCUUAAGCUUAGCAUUUGUGACCUACAAUAACAAUUUAAUCGAACUGAAGCAGCUGGAGAUGGGUCAGCUUCGUGUGGUUUCAAAAUAUGCACAACAAAACCCACUCUACCUAAGUGGCCGUCCACUGACUGUGCACAGGAUAUCAUCUCUGGUUGAACGUGAAUACAUAAGCGCUUUGGCCAUCAACAAAUUCGCAGACAAAUUUGUGGUGGCUAACAACCAGACUGUGUUUGUUUUUAAACCAGACUCUAAAAUUCCAAAGAGUUUUCUUUCACCUUUGUCAGAAAGAACUGUAAACAAACCUUGGGGGUUGGCCUAUUGUGAAGAUGAGCGUCGUGUGUACAUCUCAGAGGCAGGCAGACAUGAAGGAGAUGGGGCUGUGGUAACUUAUUCACAUGACGGUGCAUUUCAUUCGGUCAUCGCUUCCGGUCUGACUCUACCCAGAGGUUUAGCUGUUCACAAAAGUUACAUAUUUGUCUGUGAUCAAAUUGACAGGUGUGUUUACAUCCUCACCAUGUGGGGGAAAGUCAUCAGGGUCUUGAAGAAAACUGCAGACGGGAGGUAUCUUUUUAAUGCACCCAUGUUCAUCUCUGUUGGGAAGAACGGUGUCAUUGCUGUGACAGACAACUGCACAUCUGUUAAAAUAUUCAACAAAGACUGCAACCUUUUGUUCACCUACACGUCCAACCUACCUGAAUCUCAGUUUUGGGAUGUCCAUGUGAUGCUGAAUGGAGUUAUUGUGGUAUGUGACUGGAAGCACGGACUGCACAAAAUUUCACCUGACUUUAGCAGCAACGGUUUGGUUGCCACCGAAACUAACAUACUUAGGGAACCAUCAGCUCUAGCAGCUUUGGAAAAUGGAAAUUCCAUUUACAUAGGAACUUGUGGGGGAGAAAUAUUCUCAGCCAUCUGAUUCAAGGUCAAGGAGAUGUUAUGUUUGAUACAUUUUUUACUGUUAUGUGUUGUACAAAACACAGUUACGCUUAUGAAUUUUAUUUUUCUUCUGAAUUAAAAUAUCCUUCUUAAAACAUAUGCAGAUAUAAGUGUGAAGGCAUUGUUUAAGUAGCUAGAGAAAAAGUGGGGAAAGCUAUUGGUUAAGCUAAAAUCAUUUUAUAUCAAUUUUUACUAUAUACUGCAUUUCAAGUAGAAACUAAGACAGAUGUUUACUCAAAUAUUUUUAAGUUAUACAUUAUAAAACAGACAAGUUUAACUUUUUUGGAUGGCUGCAAAUUUAUCUAGAAUAAGUCCUUGAGGGUGGAAUAGUAUAUUUUUACAGAAAUAAUUUUAUCCUGUCAGCGUCUCUACUGUGUAUGAUCAUUCUACUCCCUGCUAACUAAGCGCUUAUAAAGUCCUUGAGUGUGGAAUAAUAUAUUUUUACAGGAGUAAUCUUUCUCCUGCCUGCUUCUCUCUUUUUUAUGACCAGUCUAGUCCCUUUAACAAAUAAGAUCCCCCCCCCCCCCUUUUUUUUCCAAUCCAGCCAGACUACUUAUCCCAAUCGUUCACCUGCAUCCCAGCAUGCUUUUAAGUCUGUUUUUACCAAUGAAAAAAAAUUAAAUUCUACCAGGAUAACCUUGCCACUGUAUUUAUUAUUUAGUUACAUGAUAUGAAAAUACAAGUGUCAUUUUAGGAAAAUAGAAUUUCCCCAUCUAGCUGUCUGGUAAGCUAUCUAGCUGUCUGGUAAGCCAUCUUGCUGUGUGGUAAAGCAGCUUAGUUUAUAUUUCUCUUUAUUUUUGUCAUUGAUUGAUGUUGUUGAACUCAAGUUUGACCACUGUAGUUUAUUUCUUUCAGAAUCCAUAAGGAAAGUGGAUGCACCAUUUUUGCUCUUGACAAUGACUUGAAUUGUUUUAAAUAAUUUAGUUAUAUUUUCUGAUUUUGUAUUCUUUGCACUGGGACUUUGUGAGCUAUAAGUUGUUUCUCAAACAUUGUAGCAUUGGACUAUGUAAGGUUUGCUUCAGUUACUGUACAUCUCUCUUACUUACAGCCUCACACAAGGCUGUGAACUUUUUUUAUACCACAGGUGCUUUGCUGCCAAGCUUCACUACUCCACUACAACACUAUUGUAUUGUCAUAAUUUUAGUUUUACAUAAUAUAUAUGUACAUUACUGGUAAGUAAUUAAUCUAAUUUCAAGACUGUAUUUAUUAUUAAGUUACAUGAUAUGAAAAUAAAAGUGGAGAGAUUCCAUUGUCAUUUUAAGAAAUUCUUCCCCAUCUAGCUGUCUAGUAAGCCAUCUAGCUGUCUGGCAAACGCUACAUUUGGUUCAUGAUCAAUUAUAUAAGUGAACCCUCUUAACCUUGAGGACCCCAUGGAACUAGCUAGUCAUAAAAGUUGUUCUCCACUCAAAUAAAUCCUUCUGAAACUGACAAUUCUAAAAGUUUUUGUCAUGCAAGCAUGUCUCACAUUUAUCAAAUUAUAUAAUUCAUAAAGAAAUGAAUGUGAAUAAAUAAAU
Molecule: messenger RNA, 8486 nt
Organism: Lymnaea stagnalis (great pond snail)
Lineage: Eukaryota; Metazoa; Mollusca; Gastropoda; Lymnaeidae
Source: the annotation of a GenBank genome assembly